UCAUAGAAAAGUUAAAAUCCGUCAAUUCGGAAAAUACUCAAAGGAGGAAAGUUAUAUUUUAUCACCCCUUGCAUAUUUAGUAAAACUUAAGUGAUUUUAUUAAACACAGGGCGAUGGCUAGUGCAUUGGAAAAUUAUGUUAAUAACGUCCGGACAAAGAGUUCUGAAGCUUUCUUCCAAUAGGGAAUUUCCGUAUAAUGGUGGAACAACUAAACGACUCUGUGGAGGUGCUUUCACGCUAUUGGGAACUACUGGAUAAUGUUCUGGAAACUUUAGAUUUUCAGCAACAUUCGCUUGGCGUUCUUUAUGUGUUACUAGUGAAAUUCAAUGGCGCAUCCAGUCCGAAUGUGAAUGCAAAUCUGCCUCAAAUGUUUAAUCUUUAUAAAGAAUUUAUCAGUCAGUGUAACGGUGAACAGGUGCGCUAUGCUACGUACACUUAUUAUGAUCUUUGCCACAUGUUUACGAGCCUUAUUGUUGAACACCCACUGUGCAUCCAAGGAAUCAAGGUUGUUGCUCAAGCCAUCGAAAAAAUUCGUCUCUGUGAUUCGCAGCAAACUAGUAUUCAUGCUGAUCUCUGCCAGAUUAGUUUGAAAGCAAGAUGUUUCAAAACUGCAUUAAGCUUUCUAGACGUAGAUAUAACCACUAUAGCGACCACAUCAGAAGUUCGUGGUCAAAAUUCAAAUGACGCAAAUAAUGAUGCCAAAUAUUUCCUUCUCUAUUAUUAUUAUGGAGGUAUGAUAUACACUGCCGUUAAAAACUUUGAUAGAGCCCUGUAUUUUUUCGAAGUGUGUAUAUCAACUCCCGCUGCCGCCAUGUCACACAUAAUGUUAGAAGCUUAUAAGAAAUUUGUACUGGUAUCUUUAAUUCUGCAUGGGAAGGUUUUGCCUAUACCGAAAUCAUCAGGGCCGGUGAUUUCUAGGUUUAUGAAACCUCUUGCACAAGCGUAUCAUGACUUAGGAAACGCAUAUGCGACAUCAACCAAUGAAGAACUACGAAUUGUUAUGAACAAAUGUAGCGAAACAUUCAUUCGAGAUAAAAAUAUGGGUUUAGUUAAACAGGUUGUAACUUCGCUUUAUAAGAAAAAUAUACAGCGGCUAACCAAAACAUUUUUGACGCUCUCUCUAUCUGACGUUGCUAGCAGAGCUCAACUUAAUGACGCAGCCGAGGCGGAAAAAUACAUUUUUAAUAUGAUAAAAUCUGGAGAAAUUUAUGCCUCAAUAAAUAAAAAAGAUGGGAUGGUUGUAUUUAAAGAUGAUCCUGAAAAAUAUAACUCUCCUGAAAUGUUCCUUAAAGUUCAAAAGGACAUGGCGGAAACAAUGGAUUUGAUAAGACAAAUAAACAAAAUGGAAGAGGAAAUUUUGCUCAACCCGAUAUACGUUAAGAAAGCGUUGGGCAGCCAAGAGGAUGAACUAACGUCUCAGCAUGCAAAAUCUUUUUCUGGAGAUCCAACGGAUUGAUGAUACCAUGAAAAGCAACUUUACACCACGCCUAUUCGUAUGACUAAUUUGUAUGCUCAUCUUCAUUUCUCCUGUACUAAACAGAUUUGCUUAAGCAAAACUACUUGUAUAGAGCUAUUAAAGAAUUAUUUUUAAAUUCAUA
Messenger RNA from Ceratitis capitata (Mediterranean fruit fly), 1598 nucleotides. It is a transcript of the gene CSN3, whose product is annotated as COP9 signalosome complex subunit 3. Bases 197 to 1456 code for a protein of 419 amino acids. Gene Ontology annotation, cellular component: COP9 signalosome. Gene Ontology annotation, biological process: ubiquitin-dependent protein catabolic process. The record is from RefSeq and is a predicted model, not a curated record. The transcript has 10 exons. NCBI's taxonomy places the organism in Eukaryota, Metazoa, Arthropoda, Insecta, Diptera, Tephritidae.